Messenger RNA from Scaptodrosophila lebanonensis, 2570 nucleotides. RefSeq names its product potential E3 ubiquitin-protein ligase ariadne-1 (gene ari-1). Bases 675 to 2183 code for a protein of 502 amino acids. The transcript is spliced from 9 exons. Gene Ontology annotation, cellular component: ubiquitin ligase complex; nucleus; cytoplasm. Gene Ontology annotation, molecular function: zinc ion binding; ubiquitin conjugating enzyme binding; ubiquitin protein ligase activity. Lineage: Eukaryota; Metazoa; Arthropoda; Insecta; Diptera; Drosophilidae. The record is from RefSeq and is a predicted model, not a curated record. Gene Ontology annotation, biological process: ubiquitin-dependent protein catabolic process; protein polyubiquitination; positive regulation of proteasomal ubiquitin-dependent protein catabolic process.
CUUCAAUUGCAUUGCUUUUUCGAGUUCUAUUUUAAAAUAUAUUUAUAUAAUUAAAUAGUAAACAUAUUAAUAUGAAGAAAUCACUUCAACCGUGAAAAUAAAUCACGAUCAAGUGCGCUUUUGGCACACGCGACGAGUGCCCACCACACUCGCACACAUUGUCAUAAGAAUACAGCGAAACAAAAACAGAAAAUAUUAAAAGACAAAGCAACAGCAAACCGAAGUUUUUUCGUGCAUGUGCUUGUGCUCGACUUUGGUAAAAUAGCCUUCAAAAUUAUAAAAGUAACAUAUACUUUUGGAUAGCAGAAGGUUGAUGGCAGAACUGAAAGAAAUUGCAAUUGACCGCCCUAAGGCAAUUAUUACGAAUCUGAAAUCAUAAAUCCCUCGCUACACGACAUAUAAUGCAGUAAGAAAACUUAAAAACAGCAAUGUCAAUUUUGACACGAAAUUGAGUUCAAAAGGCAAACAUCAGCGCCCUUAAAUAUAGCAACAGCAUUUGCAGUAAUAACAACAAAAAAUAUACGUUUUAGUUGUGAUACGAAACAUAGGAACAUACUUACUAUAUUAACAAUUUGUGCGCACAACAAAUACCUAGGCGCGUAUUGGGCUUAAGCUUAAAAACGGAUACAAAGAACUCAAGUGGUGAGCAGCAGGGAACGGAAUUAGCCUCCAACAUGGACUCGGAUAACGAAUUUCUCGACAAUGUCGACUCGGGCAACGUCUCGUCCGGCGAUGAGGGCGACGAGGAUUUCGGUAUGGAUGUGGAUCCGGCAAGUUCGACCGAACGUCAGUUGGAUACUGAGGAAUAUCAAUACAAGGUGCUCACCACAGAUGAAAUCGUGCAACAUCAGCGAGAGAUAAUUGACGAAGUCAAUGUUGUGUUGAAGCUCUCCACGCCAACGACACGCAUAUUACUAAACCAUUUCAAAUGGGACAAGGAAAAGCUGUUUGAAAAAUAUUUCGAUGGAAAUCCAGAAGAGUUUUUCAAAUGCGCGCACGUUAUAAAUCCUUUUUCGAAAGGAACUGAAGCCGUGCGACAGAAAACUACGCGUAAUCAUCCCGAAGAGUGUGAAAUUUGCUUCUCAUUGUUGCCGCCAGAUUCUAUGACUGGCUUGGAGUGUGGUCAUCGUUUCUGUUUGACCUGCUGGCGCGAGUAUCUGACAACGAAAAUCCUAACGGAGGGACUCGGACAGACAAUAUCGUGCGCCGCGCAUGGCUGUGAUAUUUUAGUCGAUGACGUCACCGUCACAAAACUAGUGCCCGACACGCGCGUCAAAGUCAAAUACCAACAGCUGAUCACUAACAGCUUCGUUGAAUGCAAUCAGCUGCUGCGUUGGUGUCCGUCCGUCGAUUGCACAUACGCCAUCAAGGUCAACUACGCUGAGUCGCGUCUGGUCCGAUGUAAAUGUGGCCAUGUAUUCUGCUUUGCCUGUGGCGAGAACUGGCACGAGCCUGUGCAGUGUCGUUGGCUUAAGAAGUGGAUCAAAAAGUGUGACGAUGACUCCGAGACAUCCAACUGGAUUGCUGCCAAUACCAAAGAGUGUCCCAAAUGCAGCGUGACUAUCGAGAAAGAUGGUGGCUGCAACCAUAUGGUCUGCAAGAAUCAGAACUGUAAGUAUGAUUUUUGCUGGGUAUGUCUAGGAUCGUGGGAGCCGCAUGGCUCUUCGUGGUAUAAUUGCAAUCGCUAUGAUGAGGACGAAGCGAAGGCGGCACGUGAUGCCCAGGAGAAGCUUCGCUCAUCACUUGCCAGAUAUCUGCACUAUUACAACCGCUACAUGAAUCACAUGCAAUCUAUGAAGUUUGAAAACAAACUGUACGCUUCUGUUAAACAGAAAAUGGAGGAAAUGCAGCAACACAAUAUGUCAUGGAUUGAGGUGCAAUUUCUUAAAAAAGCUGUCGACAUACUUUGCCAAUGUCGCCAGACGCUCAUGUACACAUACGUCUUUGCGUAUUACUUAAAGAAGAACAAUCAAUCUAUGAUAUUUGAGGAUAAUCAAAAGGAUCUGGAGUCGGCUACAGAAAUGUUAUCCGAGUAUUUGGAACGUGAUAUUACAUCUGAGAAUUUGGCUGAUAUUAAACAGAAAGUGCAAGAUAAAUAUAGAUACUGUGAGAAGCGUCGUACUGUUUUGCUUGAUCACGUACAUGAAGGUUAUGAAAAGGACUGGUGGGAUUACACAGAAUGACGUGAGUCCUGGCUGGACAACUGAGUCGAAACGGACGGGCAGUACAACAUCAGUGCAGCGCAUUAAAAUGCAAUCCUAGGAAAAACCAUAAACAGAAAACCCAAAACAGUUGAAAUAGCUCUGAUUAAGUGAAAAAUAUAUAAAACAUAAUAUAUACCCACAUAGAUAUUUAUGCGGAUAUACCAUUGUAUACUCUUUGAAAAACUAAGUAACUGAUGAGUUCUAGGGUCGGACCCUGGGCCAGCUGCCAUAGUUCAGAAAUUACGUAAAACUGUCUCUUUAAAAAAAUUCUCUGGAAUCGCGCUUGGCGUAUUUAGCAGAGUAAAUUGGAUUAAAUAUUAGUUGCUGGUCAAGAUUAAUCUCAAUGAAACAAAACGUGAAAACCAA